AUGUUCCGACCUGACUACUGGUCCGACGACCCUAUGGACGGAGUUCUAAGUGCCGGCAUGAUGCGUCCCGGCGCAGCAGCUCGCCGUUUCGACGAAUACUACCGCUGCUAUCCAGUGGCGAUGCUCCCUGGUCCUGAAAGAGAGAAUGUGAAUCAUGGCGGCAAGGUCAUCAUGCCCCCAAGCGCAUUGGACAAGCUUACUCGCCUCCACAUUACCUACCCGAUGAUGUUCGAGCUUCACAAUGGAGCAAAGGAGAGGAUGACACAUGCUGGUGUCCUGGAAUUUAUCGCUGAGGAGGGAAAGAUUUACUUGCCGUUCUGGCUGAUGCAAACAUUACUGUUGGAGCCUGGCGACCUUCUCCAAAUCAAAUCGACCGACCUUCCCCCGGGACAAUUCAUCAAGCUUCAAGCACAGUCCACCUCCUUCCUCGAUAUCAGUGAUCCGAAGGCCGUACUCGAAAACGCCUUCCGCAAUUUUUCAUGUCUUACCAAAGGAGAUGUCUUCACUUUCGCAUACAAUGAUCAGGUCUACGAGAUGGCGGUGCUAGAGACAAAGCCAUCCGGGUCUAAGUGUGCGGUUUCUGUACUAGAGACAGACCUGGAGGUCGACUUCGCCGCUCCGGUGGGAUAUGAAGAACCGCAGAAGACCAGUGGAACAAGCACACCAGGCAGCGUGAUCGGUGGAAAGCUUCCACCCGGUGGAUUAGUGCAUCCUCAUGGCACCAUGGCACAAUCAAUCAACUACACCGCCAUUGCUCCCGAGGCCACCGAGGCAGCAGCGGGUGCCCGCGCGGCGUCCUCCAAUUUCCUGUCCGGGGGUCAGCGUCUGAACGCAAAGAAGGGCAGUAAAGCCCCAACCCCCAACCCUUCGACUCCUACUCCCGGUGCUUCGAAUCCUCAACAUCCUCCUCCUGCCCGCAGACUCAACGGCCCACAGCCGCUUCGACUCCCACCCAACCAGCUCUUCUUCGGCUACACCAUCAAACCCGUCAAGAAGCGUGACGAGAACGGAAUGGUCGUCCAAGAAGACCAGCCCAAAUUCCAAGGAAUUGGUCAGACAUUGCGGGGGAAGCGAAAGGAUCUUGGUUCGGAAACCCCCACAUCGGGAAGCGAAGCUGGGAGCUCAAAGGGCAAGGAAAGCAGCAAGAAAUCCCAGGGUCGCACGUUGCGCUAA
This is a messenger RNA of Penicillium antarcticum, 1173 nucleotides long. Its product is annotated as polyubiquitin-binding protein UFD1. Gene Ontology annotation, molecular function: polyubiquitin modification-dependent protein binding. Bases 1 to 1173 code for a protein of 390 amino acids. Gene Ontology annotation, cellular component: VCP-NPL4-UFD1 AAA ATPase complex. The transcript is spliced from 3 exons. The record is from RefSeq and is a predicted model, not a curated record. NCBI's taxonomy places the organism in Eukaryota, Fungi, Ascomycota, Eurotiomycetes, Eurotiales, Aspergillaceae.